Messenger RNA from Ectocarpus sp. CCAP 1310/34, 543 nucleotides. The record is from the annotation of a GenBank genome assembly. NCBI's taxonomy places the organism in Eukaryota, Phaeophyceae, Ectocarpales, Ectocarpaceae.
AUGACGUUGGUAGGACCAGAACGAAAAUUUCGGCGGAACGGGAAUCCCCAAGGGUUUCGCGGGCUUACGACGAGCUCGUGCGCAGCAGCGUUGUUGUCGAAGGUCCUUCUUUCCUCCUGGAACGCAUCAAUCUAUCUACCCACGUCGCCGCCUCUGCCCGGCGUAUAAACCAAGCACGUGGAUCCGCUAUGUCGUCGAGGUGUGAGCAAUCUCUCGCCAAGAAGUGAAUUCGAGGCAAUUGCACUGUCACUGCAGGUAGGAGGCAAGCACAACACGAGUGAUCUUAUUAACCACACAGACGCCCAACCUCUGUCUUCACCUGAGGUGACAGACUCGGCAACCCCUUCACAAUACCGCAUUAACCCAUGCAGUAGAAUACAUAAGAGUCGUUCUUGUACUGCAAAUACUCCAACAGUGAACAAAGACAAAUAAUCGAGCCCGAGCCCGGUCGCUCCGAUGGGAUCGCGGCAUCUUGACGACUACUACUACUGUCGUGUAUAGUAACGUACAGUAUGUACAGCUACAAGAUGAACCCAGACUAUC